Penaeus vannamei (Pacific white shrimp) is the source of this 4123-nucleotide messenger RNA. Lineage: Eukaryota; Metazoa; Arthropoda; Malacostraca; Decapoda; Penaeidae. The record is from RefSeq and is a predicted model, not a curated record.
GGUAUAUGUCACACGUGUGGGGACAAAGUGACAGGUGCAGGCCAGGCAUGCCAGGCCAUGGGCAACCUGUACCACACCAAUUGCUUCAUCUGCUGUUCCUGUGGCCGGGCGCUGCGGGGAAAGGCCUUCUAUAAUGUCCAUGGCAAGGUCUACUGUGAGGAAGACUACCUCUACUCUGGCUUCCAGCAGACGGCAGAGAAAUGUGCCAUCUGUGGCCACCUGAUCAUGGAAAUGAUAUUGCAGGCAAUGGGCAAGUCAUAUCACCCGGGUUGCUUCCGUUGCUGCAUCUGCAAUGAGUGUCUGGAUGGUGUUCCCUUCACAGUCGAUGUUGACAAUAAGAUCUAUUGUGUGCAUGACUAUCAUAGCUUGAAUGCCUUUUGCGAUUGCACAUGGACUGGUUAUCUCUCAUUCGGAGGCCUUUACUCACCUAAAUGGUUGCCAAGAAGGGGAAGGGGAAGAGACAACCAGCGGUCAACAUUUGCCACUCGGAACGUCAUGCAAUGGCCUCAAGGAGUGAUGGGUCGUAUGGAGGACAGUGGUAGGCGAGGAGGACGUCAGUAUCCAAGACCUGCAUUGUUGUUUUGCAAUGUAGUGGUGAGGAUUGGCCGAAGAUUGGGCUGCAGUUGAGCGUGCAGUGAAUAAAGGACAGAAGCAGUCCUCCUCAAUUUUUUUUUUUUUUUUCUUCUUCUUCUUCUUCUUCUUUUUUCUUUCCCUUUUUUUUUCUUUCUUUUUCUUUUUUUGAGAAAAUAAAGGUGAAGUUAGGAGGAAGAUGUUAUAUUAAAGUUUUGUAAACCUGAUCAUGUGCUUACUGAAUCUUUGAGAUGCAUUUAGGGCAUCUUAUGACAUUUUGCAAUUGUUAGAUCUCAUGUGGCUUUAUUAUGAUAUUUAGCAUUAAUAUUGUUUAUUAUUAUUCUUAAGCUUUGAUCAGAAGAGCUGGAAUAAAGUAGGUAGAAAAGAAUGGCACCAGGCAUUUUGAAUAAAGAUACCUCAUAUAAAAACAAACUAUUGGUGUUCGGUGUGAAUGCAUUUGUGAUGCUGUUCUUUUAACACAGUAACUUAAUAUCAUUUCAGUAACCAUAGCAAUACAGAUACAGUGUUUUAUCAUUUCUAGGAUUUCAGAUAAAUGCUCUGUAAUUUUAGUCCAUAAUUCUAACAUAUGUAUUUUGUCUCAGAGUAUAGCUAUAUAUAAGUAUCCAGGUGAAUGGUAAUAGGUGUCUAUGUGUAAUAAUAAAACUUUUUUCUGUGAUAAAUCCAUAUGCUUGAAAAGACCUUUGGUAAAAAAGAAAAAAAAAAAAAAAAAAAAAAAGUCUUUCAUGGUCCUUUUCCUCUUCCUGCUUGUUCUUGAUAAAUCCUCCUCCUCCAUAUCCUCCUAUUUCCCUUCUCCCACAAAAAUAGAUGAAUAGAAGAGGAGUUAUCCAAAGUUCAAGAAAGGAAAAAAUGUGUAAUAUAUAAUUUAUUGUUGCUUUUGGAAUUUUUAUGGAUGCCUUCACCAGAAUGUGCUCUACUGAUAGGUUACAUUGUUUGAAAAUUUUGAGAAAUAAUUUCCGGUAAAAGAGAAAAAUAAUUAUCAGUGAACAGUGUAGAAAUUCUUUGGAUAAUACACAAACUUCUGUAUGAUUAUAUAGGCUGAGAAGAAAUAGGUAAAGCACUUAAAAGAAGUGUCAUUCAAAAGAGAGAAAAUAGAGGAAGUGCUAAAAAGAACACAUGAGUUGGUAUUAAACAUUUAAAGGUGUAACAAGAAUCAGUGUGGUAUAUCGGGAACCAAAAAUGGUCUCUAAGCAGCAGUUGUCACUGCCAGAUCCAAAGGCCUCUCAAGCGAGUUUGUAAUGGAAAACUGAAUCUCCAUCUAAAGAUGUAACAAAAAUUACUCCAUCUCUCCUAUUGAGGUUUGUGCCAUAGAGCCUCUAAAGAUAUGAAUUUUUAAAGAUAUUUAUUUGGAAGAAAAUAGAAGUUUUAAAAGUUCUUUUUUUCUCAAAUUAGUUCUAUUGCUAAACAACCAUGAUAGCAGAACACAUUAGUGUUUUCAGUUUGGAUGCAUUUGAGUAAGCCAAGUUUGUACUCUUUAUAUAGUAACAGUUGCUACAAGGCUUAUUGGACCAAAGACAUCAGUUGGAUAUUAUUAUACUAAACUUGGUAGUUUGAAAUGGAUAUUAAUGAAAACUUGGAAGGGUUUUUUCUCAUGGUUAUUUCCCAAUUGAAACUUAGUCAAGUUUCUGGGUAAAUUGGGUAACCGAAUGCUGAAAAUGAUCAUGAAGAUUUUUUUAUAGUUUUGAGAUGUAUCAUUUCCUCAAGUCCUUGUGUCUUGGAUGAAAUUUUUGUUAUAUUCCAAGAUUUUCAAGGAAAAGUUUUAAAGCUCUGAAAGAAAAUUGACAUUAUGAAAGGGAAUUUACACACACAAAAUGAACUCUUGAAUCCCUUAGACCAAUGGAAUAUUAAACAACAAAGGAGCAGAAAUAGAUAGGAUAAAGAGUUAGGCUGUCUUACUACAGUAUGUGUUUAUGCAUACACCUAUAUUUAUAUCAAAGGGAAACUGGACAUUACUUAAAAGAUGAAAGCCAAAAAUUGAUAGUUAAAGCAAGUAAAAGAAAGAUCAUUCAAAAGAGAGAAAAUAAAGCAAGUGCAAAGAAAGGAAGAGACAUGAGUCUCUAAGCAGUGGUGGUCACUGCUAGACCCAGUAGCCUUUCAAGGGAAUUUAUAAUGGAAAACUGAAAUUCCAUCUAAAGACAUAACAAAAAAUUAUUGCCUGUCUCUUUCAUAAUGAAGUGUGUGGGAUAGAGCUUCAAAAAAUAUGACUUACAUCUUUCCCAAGAUAUAUAUUUAGAAGAAAAUAAAGGGUUAUGUGCUACUAUAAUGUAGAAUGAAAGUGCUUUAUUUAAAGAUUUUACAUGUGCUUUUAUGAAAACAGAGAUGGAAGGCGAUGGCAUAGUGAUUUCAGUAUCUACUAUGAAUUCCAAUUUGAAGUUAGAUUGUUAGUGUCUGAGCACUAAUAUGCACUGCAGUUGUACAUUUUUCAGUAUCAGAAUAGGAAAAAUAUUUUCCUUUCCAUAGAAGAUAUCCCUAUAUUGCUUUAUUCCAUGUUUCAAAACAUUUUGUUUGUAGCAAACAAGCAAGCAAACCAUAAAGCUAUAUGUUAUAGCACAUUGUCUUUUUUUAAUAGAGCUGAGAUGAUAUUGAAAAUAGAACCAACAUUGCAGGAAAUGUUUGCUAUUCAGUUAUUUUAUAAAAAAUGAAUUACAAUAUUACAUUUUAAUGUUAAAACUCAUAGAAAUAGCUAGCUAACUAGACUGAAUAUAAACGGAAUGACAGAGGCAGGCAGGCAGACAUAUUUAAAUAUAAAUAUAGAUAUAUUCAUAUAUUUAUAUACACACUUUUAUCAGUACAUGCAUGCACCAGCAUAUAUGUGUACCUACAAGGGUGGUAAUUUCCUGGGAAAUACUGGAAAACAGCAGAAAUUACAUGGUCAGUACUGAGAAAUGACAGUUUCAGUUAUGUUAAUAAAUAAGUUAAAUUUAAUCUCUUAAUCUUGUAUCAGAUAUGACAUUAAAUAAAUAUUGAUGCAUUUGACAUAGUGCUGCAGAUCAUUUACAAAAUAGUAUUGUUUUUCAGUAAUACAAUUAGGUUUAUUAUGUGCGUUUAUUUUAGUAUCAACACAUUAAUGUUGACUAAAUGCACUUCCCAUUUUUUUUUCUUCUUCUUCUUCUACAUAGAUUGUUUGCUUAAUUACCAAGGGAGUCAAUUAGUAGCCCUAGCUGACCUUGCCUGAUUUUUCCAUUCCUCAAUUUUUUAGAUCGUAUUAUCAUUAUGGUUGUCAUUAUUGUUAUUCCUAUUAUAGUUAUUGUAAUGUUAUUAGCAAUACUACAACAAAUGAAAUAAUAUUUCCAUAAAACAAGGAAAAGAGUAAAGAGGGGAGGUCAUGAAAGCCGAAUGCUUUGACUUUGGAUGCCACGUGUGUGCUAAUGGAAUGAGUAAACUGAAAUUACAGUGGGCAGAGCAAGUUUAUGCAGCAUUGAAGAGGUAAUAUAAAUCAUUAUUUAUUAGUUUAUGAAAGACUUUGAUCAAGAAAUUUUUCUGAUUAUUUGUGGCACCCAUGCAUACGUAAGCGCAUGCACACACAUUUGUGAAC